Messenger RNA from Cuscuta campestris, 3229 nucleotides. The record is from the annotation of a GenBank genome assembly. Lineage: Eukaryota; Viridiplantae; Streptophyta; Magnoliopsida; Solanales; Convolvulaceae.
AUCUCUCAUCUUAGGUCUUUCAAAAGGCACUUGCAAUGUGGUGGGAUGCGUCUGGCGCAGCGGUGUGCGCCAGAUGCUAUGAUUGGAGAGGGGCGUGGGGCUGGGGCAUAGAGACAACGACAGAGUCCAUUGUAGACGGCCGUGAGAAGAGAGGGGGUACUCCCCAACCCUUGUCUCUGAUUGAGGGUUUUAAUGCAGCCUUAUCUGAUUGUGAGCUCUUUGAUCUUGGCAUGCAUGGUUAUCCCUUUACAUGGGAACGUGGUAGAGGGUCGACGAGUUGGGUUGAAGAGAGGCUUGAUAGGGCAGUGGCUUCAGGUGUUUGGAAGGACCUUCAUCCUCAUGCGUCGGUGUUUAACCAUCCUAUGAGGCGGUCUGACCAUUCUGCUCUUCUUCUGAUGACAUCAAAGCCCAGCUACCCUGUAAGGCGGGUUCGGCGUUUUAUGUUUGAAAAUGCAUGGCUUCGUGACCCAGGGUAUAAGGAAGCGUUAAGAUCAGCUUGGGGCUCACCAGGGGAGCUACCGUUUUUGGAGAAAUUGUCCCGUUGUGGUCAGCGUCUUCUUGCAUGGGGAGGCGACCGUUUUCAACAAUUUGGUCGUCGAAUUCAGGUUCUCAAAAGGCGAGUGGAGGAGUUACGGGACAGGCAUGACGAAGGGGGGGUGCGAGAGUUAUGUGAAGCAGACAGAGAGCUUGGUUCUCUCUUAGACCAAGAGGACUCAUAUUGGAGGCAAAGAGCAAAGCAACACUGGCUUCAGUCGGGCGAUGCUAAUACUCGGUACUUCCACCAAUAUGCAUCACAUCGAAGGAAGAAAAAUCAUAUUUUGAAACUUAAGGAUGGGACAGGCAUUUGGCGUGAAGGUUUGGAUCUAUCAGGGGUUGUGUGCCAGUACUAUGAGGAGCUUUUUCAAUCAAAAGGUGUUGAGGAGUCUGACUUCUUUAGCUCGGUCUCACCUCGGGGGCUUUGUGAGAAGAUUGAACGGCUGAUGAAUUCCUUUUGGUGGACAAGCAAGGGUUCUAGUUCUACCGGUAUUAGGUGGAUGUCGUGGAACCGUUUAUCUGUGCCAAAGAAAUUUGGAGGCAUGGGUUUUAAGCAACUUCAUAGUUUCAACGUGGCAAUGCUGGGGAAGCAAGGGUGGAGGCUUCUUACCCAACCUGAUGCGCUCGUUUCUCGUGUGUUCAAAGCAAGUAUUCUCAAGGCACAACCUUUGAUCCGACAAGGCGUGCGUCGUAGGGUGGGGAAUGGUAGAAACACUCUUGUGUGGGGGUCCCCCUGGCUCUUGGACUCAGACAACCCAACCAUUAUGACCGACCAGCAGUUUAUGCCUAACUUCCCAGUGAAUUUUCUUAAGGAUCCAGUUACUGGUGGCUGGAACGAGUCGCUGUUACAUUCCUAUUUCAAUGCUAGAGAUGUUAUGGAGAUCCUGCGUGUGCCUUCAUGCCCUUCUCGUGAGGAUCUGUGGUUCUGGUCAAGGUCUCCUCAUGGACACUACUCUGUUAAAGAUGGCUAUCGUCUGCUUCAAGGGGAGGUUGUUGCUGAGUCUACUGGUUUCUCAGCCUGGAAUAAGCUUUGGCGUAUUCCGAUAGAAACAAAGGUAAAAGUGGUUAUUUGGCGGGCUCUUCGGGGUAUUUUACCAACUAUCUCUUCUCUCAAUUCCAAAGGGAUGGAACUGGACAACUUAUGCCCAAUAUGUGGGGAAGAGGGGGAAACUACUGAUCACAUUUUUGUUUUUUGUUCUUAUGCUACGGCUAUUUGGGAAGGGGUUGGAGUUCAGGUUUCAAGAGUAGCCGGGGGUUCUUUUAUACAUUUUUUUGAAGGGCUUAUUGGUUCAAGGUCAAUGGGAGAGCUUAAAGUUAUUGCAUAUGCAGUUUGGGCUUUGUGGAAGACUCGUAAUGCAGCAGUUUGGGAUGGAAGGGUUUCGCUGCCGGCAGUAACUAUUCGGUUGAUUAAGUCAUUGGUUGAACGUUGGCCGGACAGCCGUUUGGGGCAGCAAUUGACUCCGCCGUCUAGCUCUAUUCUAGGGCAGCAAAGUUCAGGGCAGGUGCAACAUUGCUUUGUUGAUGCCGCUUUGUUUCCUCAGGUCGGAGAGGUAGGAUUCGGUGCUGUUCUUCUUGAUCCAGGUGGUAGGUUUGUGAAAGCAUUUAACGGUACUAUUCCGUGUUCCCAAGAUCCCCUUCUAGCAGAAGCAAUAGCGGUUAGAGAGGCUUUGGCUUGGUUAAAGAGAGAGGCAUGCUUGGAGGUGCAGCUUUUUUCUGAUAGUUGGAUGGUGGUGAAUGCCAUCAACCACGUCACCGUUUCUCGCUCGUACUUUGGGGAGGGUCCAAUGCGAAAAGUUUAUCGGGAGGAGGAGCCACUAUAUUCGUCGUCUUGCCCUCUCUUUCCCGUCCACAGUCCAGAGCUUCCCCUCGAUCUCCAUUUUCUCUCUGAAACUAUUUCUCUCAUUUUUUCUCUGAAACUAUCUUCUUUCAGACACACACUCUUCGUGAAAAUGAAAAAGUGGUACACCUUCAGUGCUGUGAGAGAGAUGGCCGAGCUUUGGGCUAAGGACGCCGGCGGAAAAGGACAGAACUUCCGGCGAAAGUUGUGGGGAACACUCUCAAAGGCCGGGUUGAUCGCUGGAACGGCUGAGAGCAUGGACCAGAUCGGCGGCGCGGUUGCUUCAUCUACUAAGCACGGCUUCCGUAAGACGGUUGAGAGCAUUCGUUCGCGAUAUGAGGCACAUCCCUCAACCGCGGAGAUGUUGGCGCGCAUCGAUGCAAAUGUGCUGAAGCUGUUGGAGUACUACAAAAGCAUGGAAAGACAUUCGAAAGAGGAUGGGCGUCAGGGCGGCGGCGGCGGCGGGAGCCUUCCGAUCAAAGGCGGCGGCAGCAGGGGAGGUGCUGAAGAGGAGAAGAAGAAUGGAGAAAAGGGCUCCGGGGGAGGGCCUGAUGAGAAGAAGAAGAAUGGAGACAAUGGAAAAAAUGGCGGCGGUGGAGGAAACGGCGGCGGCGGCGCCAAGGAGCCCAGCAAUGGUCACAAUGGUGCGGAAAAUGGGGGGUCUGAUGUUCCCCCGCCGUUCCCCUUCGAUAUGGACCUCUACUGAGUAGUCAAGAGCCGCAGGAAUAAAUGCAGAUAUCGAUUGUGGGAAUGAAGAAGAAUAAUUUUGGCUUUUUUGUUUCAUUUCCUCGGAUCUGUUUUUUUUUAAAAGCUUUGGCAGGAGUUGUUUGAAUGAAUGAAUGAAUGAAAAGGAACUAU